Erigeron canadensis is the source of this 927-nucleotide messenger RNA. Its product is annotated as wound-induced protein 1. Lineage: Eukaryota; Viridiplantae; Streptophyta; Magnoliopsida; Asterales; Asteraceae. The record is from RefSeq and is a predicted model, not a curated record. The transcript has 2 exons. The coding region runs from base 231 to 557 and encodes 108 amino acids.
UUCCAAUUGUCCUUUUCUUAUCGUCUUGUAAAAUACUCUUAAAAAACAAACUUGCUUUCUUUUUAAACGAUCUGGCUAACUCUCAAGAAGUUCUGGAGGAUUCCAGUAUAAACAAGAGCGUGGUGCUCCAGCUAUACCAUGCCCUAAGCUCUCGUGACGUCACCACUGUGCACAAGCUAUUAGCACCUGACCUUGAAUGGUGGUUCCAUGGCCCUCCUUCUCACCAGUAUAUGAUGCGCUUGCUUACUGGCACAGCAAAUACUGAAGAAUCCUUUGAAUUCGUUCCUCUUUCUAUUGACGCCUUUGGAUCAACUGUUAUUGUUGAAGGCUGUGAUCAGGUCCGUGAUAUCUACUGGAUUCACGCCUGGACUGUUAACUCCUAUGGUGUUAUCACUCAGGUGCGGGAGUAUUUCAAUACUUCGCUGACUGUAACUCGAUUCGGUAGCGAGGCUGUAAAAUCUGCAGCGAUUAAAUCGCUCCAUUGUCCUUCCCUUUGGGAAAGCACCUUGUCAAACCGGGUCGGGAAAUCGGUUCCGGGUUUGGUACUUGCAAUAUAAGAAAAGGACGAUCGGGUCCGGGUCUCUUGUUUGGUACUUUUAUCUUUACUACAAGUAAAGUUAUCGUGUUGGUUGAAUAAAAGAAUAAAGUCAAAGUUGAAGGGUGCAAUUUCCUAUGGGUUGAAGUACCGUGGUGUCUUACGUGUCUGUUUAGGAUGUAAGAUGUGCGGCUGAGAUUCGCGGGGACUGUUUGGUUACGUCUUUUGAUUUGGUCGGUUGUUUGUUUGGUUUUCUGUUUGUGUGUUUUUUCUUCGUGUGUAUUGGUAUUUCAGUAUUUGUAUUUGUAAACUGUAAUCCAAGAUGGGAAUAUGUUCCUAUUCUUGGUUAUUUUCAGCUUUUUCUUUAAUAAAAUUGUUUUAUAUUGAUCUUA